UAUUUUUCAACAUUUAUAUAUAAAAUGCCUCGUGCAGCUUGGAAAGGUCCAUUUUUUGUCGCAUUCCCUGGGUUGAAACAAGCUGUUCAAGCAGGUACACCCAUUGCAACUCAAGCUCGUAGCUGUACCAUUUUACCGUCGUUCGUUGGACUCAAGUUUUUAGUACACAAUGGAAAGGAUUAUUUACCAGUACAUGUAACUGAAGAAAUGAUUGGACACAAGUUGGGAGAAUUUGCCUUCACCAGAAAGCGUUUCACUUACCGUUUUACCAAGGCCAAAUAGAAGCAUCGACCACACAACCCACAUACACCCCUUUUUGUACAAUAAAAAAACAAUUAAAAGUA
This is a messenger RNA of Mucor mucedo, 344 nucleotides long. RefSeq lists its product as uncharacterized. NCBI's taxonomy places the organism in Eukaryota, Fungi, Mucoromycota, Mucoromycetes, Mucorales, Mucoraceae. The record is from RefSeq and is a predicted model, not a curated record. Gene Ontology annotation, molecular function: RNA binding; structural constituent of ribosome. The transcript has 2 exons. Gene Ontology annotation, cellular component: cytosolic small ribosomal subunit; ribosome. Gene Ontology annotation, biological process: translation; ribosomal small subunit assembly. The coding region runs from base 25 to 282 and encodes 85 amino acids.